AUGUUUCGUGCUAUUAAAACUAUUCAAUUAUCAGCAACAACAGCUGUUCGAUCGUUUCACGCAACAAAACCCUUAUUCUUGGCUAGUAAUAGUGCCAUUAAAGAAGGAGCAACUUUGCCAAAACAUACAUUGUUUGAAAAUGAACCUAAAAAUAAAGUAAAUAUUGAAGAUGUUUUUGCUGGAAAAAAAGGAAUUCUAUUCGGUGUGCCAGGUGCAUUUACUCCUGGAUGUUCAAAGACUCAUUUACCUGGCUAUGUAAAUUCAGCAAAGGAAUUUCAAAAACUAGGUUAUGAUACAAUAGUUUGUGUAACUGUUAACGACCCAUUCGUUUGUCAGGCUUGGGCAAAAGAGCAUAAAGCUGAAGGAAAAGUACGAGUAUUAGCCGAUCCUGAUGCUAAAUUUACCAAGGCUCUUGGACUCGAAAAAGACCUGUCAGCUGUUUUGGGAAAUGUUCGAUCAUCUCGAUAUGCUAUGGUCAUUGAUAAUAAUAAAGUACAGAAAUUAUUCAUUGAACCCGAUGGUACAGGUUUAAGCUGCUCGGUAUCACAAACAGUUCUUGAUGAAAUCAAGAAAGGUGAUCUGGCUAAAUGA
Rotaria socialis is the source of this 591-nucleotide messenger RNA. Lineage: Eukaryota; Metazoa; Rotifera; Eurotatoria; Philodinida; Philodinidae. The record is from the annotation of a GenBank genome assembly.